AUGAAGGGGGAUCAGCUGUCUCUAUUCUCUAGCCAGCUGCCAGCCCGGGUUGAAGCCUGUAAACUCCGCCACAAACCCGAACCUGGGCUGAGCACUUGAUGGUCGUAUAAUGCUGAAGAGAAAGAGAGGAGAGGAGAGAGAAAGAGACCAACUUGAAGAAGAAACCCUUAUCACUACUACCAACAAUAUGAACAUGGACAUAGUGUGGCAAACCCCAGCAAAUUCUCCUCAUCGCGAUGAUUACAUUUGCCUCAACGGGAAGCGCCAUGUCAAGCCUUAUUACUUCGAGUUCAUCUGUCAUGUAAAAAAUCGUUGGUCUGGGAAAACUAUAGUUGAUUUGUUCACUGACGAGUUUAAAGGGCGAAAUCAUGAUUAUUAUUUUCUUCAGGUUAGAGCUGUCAAAUGCGGAAGAAUACAGGUUGAUGGAAAAAAUGUCUCUAUUUACCGUAGAGUAAAAACUUCAGAGAAAAUCAGCCACUUCGUGCACAGGCAUGAACCACCGGUGAUGGCCUGGGAUGUCUCAGUUCUGAAGGAAGAAGAGGAAGUGCUGACCGUAUACAAACCGGCAUCUGUUCCUGUUCAUGCUUGUGGUCAAUACUGGAAGAAUACAGUUGUGGGAAUUCUUGAAGCAGAACAUGGCUUGGCCCCACUUUUUCCAAUACAUAGGUUGGAUCGCCUUGUCUCCGGACUACUGAUAUUUGCCAGGACUUCUUCUCAGGCAGAUACCUUCAGACAACAGAUUGAAGGAGGACUUGUGCAGAAAAUGUAUAUUGCAAAGGUCCUAGGGGUAUUUCCAGAGGGUGAGCAAGUUGUUGAUGUGAAUAUUAAUCAUGAUCCCCGAGAGAAAAGAAGUCAUGCUGAGGGUGGAAAUGGUUCCGCCAAUAUAAAUCUGAAGGGAAAGGCUGCGUGUACAAAGUUUAAAAGAAUAAGUACAGAUGGAGAUCACAGCAUUGUUCUGUGUGAACCCCUCACUGGCCGAACUCAUCAGAUACGAGUUCAUCUUCAGUAUGCUGGUCAUCCAAUUGCCAAUGACAUACUCUAUCUUGGCGAGUCAGCUGGUCAGCGUUCUACUGAGGCAGAAAGUGCUGAUAGAGCUGCUGCCAGAUUGAGGGAUCCUCUUUCAUCCAGAAAUUCUCAAAGCAUUGAGGAUCCUGAAGAGGACACCUUCACAGAUUUUAGCAAAGAUCCUAUGUGUACGCAUUGUCCAAAUUUGGCCCCUAAUGGGUAUGAUCGGCAUGAGGAGGGUUUAUGGCUACACUGUGUAAGAUACACAGGACCUGAUUGGACGUAUGAGUGCCCGUAUCCAGAUUGGGCAAAAAUUGAUUGAUUUACCGUCUACCUUCUGAUUGAGAGAAUUACGAGUUUGUUUGAGCUUAAAGUUGGUAAGUUCUUGCCAGAACAUGUCAAGUUCAGAGGGCAUAUUGUUGUACUACUAAUAGAAACAGAUUGAUUUUUUAUUUUUAAACAUCACUCAGCUCACAUAUGUUUUUCCAGUUUCUGCAAAUUGCUGUAUGUUUUUGGUAGUUUUCCUCAUUUCGCCAAAAUAGAUUUUGUGUUGCUACAGCCUACAGGUGAGCAUUAUACUUUGUGAUAGAUACAUGAUAAAUUCACUUUUCACUGCAUGUUUGCAGUGCAUUUUGUA
Beta vulgaris subsp. vulgaris (sugar beet) is the source of this 1642-nucleotide messenger RNA. Its product is annotated as RNA pseudouridine synthase 7. Gene Ontology annotation, molecular function: RNA binding; pseudouridine synthase activity. Gene Ontology annotation, biological process: pseudouridine synthesis. The record is from RefSeq and is a predicted model, not a curated record. The transcript is spliced from 12 exons. Lineage: Eukaryota; Viridiplantae; Streptophyta; Magnoliopsida; Caryophyllales; Amaranthaceae. Bases 110 to 1327 code for a protein of 405 amino acids.